Nicotiana attenuata is the source of this 1116-nucleotide messenger RNA. Its product is annotated as HMG-Y-related protein A-like. The record is from RefSeq and is a predicted model, not a curated record. Gene Ontology annotation, molecular function: nucleosomal DNA binding; double-stranded DNA binding. The transcript has 2 exons. Gene Ontology annotation, cellular component: nucleosome; chromatin; nucleus. Gene Ontology annotation, biological process: negative regulation of DNA recombination; chromosome condensation; nucleosome assembly. The coding region runs from base 130 to 612 and encodes 160 amino acids. NCBI's taxonomy places the organism in Eukaryota, Viridiplantae, Streptophyta, Magnoliopsida, Solanales, Solanaceae.
UAGUUCUUUGAUUCCUAGUUUAUGAGUAGCAAUUUUCCACUGUGCUUUAGAAGCUGACAACUCUUCUUUCUUUGUAGGGACAUCUCUGCUCUCUUUCUCUCUUUCUCUCUUUUUCACUGUGUGUGUGCCAUGGCAACUGAAAGCUUCAACAAACCUCCAUCAUACCCUGAGAUGAUAUAUGAAGCCAUUGAAGCACUAAAUCAAGAAGGGGGUUCAAACAAGUCAGCAAUAUCAACUUACAUUGAAUCAAAAUAUGGAGAUCUGGGUAAAGAUCAUUCAGAGUUUCUAACUUUACAUUUGGACAACAUGAAGCAAACUGGAGAGCUCAUUUUCCUCAAGAACAAUUACAUGAAACCUGGUACAGAUGUUCCUCAGAAAAGGGGUAGAGGCAGACCACCAAAGCCAAAAGUUUCUUUGCCACCUGGUGUAGAAUCUGCAGAAAUUGCAUCACCAAGGCCAAGAGGACGACCAAGAAAAGAUCCCAAUGCACCACCUACUUCAAAAAAGCCAAAGCCAACACCUGCCCCCAAUGCUUCUGGGAAGCCUAGGGGUAGGCCUAGGAAAGUUAGGCCACAGCCUGCACAAGAUGAUGAUGAUGUAGAGGAAAGCUGAAAAAAAAUUGGAGGCUUAUUGUUGGACUAGAUCUGUUGAUGGUGAUGACUCUAGUUAUGACUUAGUUGUCUUAUUUUUCUCUUUGUUUGGUAUUACUAUCGCUUUGUUGUCGUGUGACUAGGGGUUGGGGAUUCAAAGUGGUGCAACUGAUGUGGUUUGGCUCUUUUGAUGUGGUUUGGCUCUUUCUCGAACCUGAUUGCGACCAGUGGACUGAUGUGGUACUGAGGUGGUCUGGCUCUUUCUCAAAUCCUGCGUAUAGUGGUAGCUUAUUGUAAGCUUAGUGUAGCAGCCCUUUUAUUAGUAGGAUCUCCUCUUGGUUAAUACCUCUACUUGUAGUGGAUUAUGACUUGUGUAGUUCUAGUAGGAUUGUGUAUGUGCUUAGCUCUUUGUUCAAGAUUCACUGAAGGGAGAUCUGUAAUCCUAGUAAUCCUUGUUACUAUGUGUAAUUGCUGUACUUUUCACUCUGCUAUCUAUAUGUUAAAAUUAGAAUGCAUCAUUUUGAAA